AUGAUGUUUGGAGCAGUGGUUGUGGGCAUUGGGACAGCGGGUUGGGUGAGGAUCAGAGACAUACUAGCUCCACUGCAGGGCAGUUCUGCUGAGAAACUCAGUGUCAAAGGAUUCAUCUCCAGGAGAAGUUUGGAUAGUCAGCAAGGAGUAACUCAGAUUUCUGUCGAAGAGACUCUCACCAGAAAAGAUAUUGACGUAGCGUUCAUCUGCACUGAGAAUGCAUCACAUGAAGAUAACGUCAGAACAUUUCUGCAAGCAGGGAAACAUGUCUGUGUGGAGUAUCCCAUGGCACUUAACUACAAAACUGCUGUGGAGCUCUGGAAUUUGGCACAGGAAAAAGGGUUGAUUCUUCAUGAGGAACACAUAGAACUUUUUUCAGAAGAUUACAAAUGGCUGAAAAAGGAAGUCAAAGGGAAAACCCUGCAAGAAGGAACUCUUCAUUUUACAGGUGGAGUUCUGAAGCCUGGAUUCGGUUUCAUGGCAUUUAGUGGCAUCGCACGCCUCACCUGGUUGGUUGAGUUGUUUGGGGAGCUCUCUGUAACUGCAGCAACCAUGGAACAGGACAUUAGCAACAACUACAGCAAGAUGACUGCAAAGAUGCUAACUGCUGACCAAAAACCGCUGACAUGGAUUGAGGAACGAGGACCAGGCCUCCAAAGAGCCAAAAAUAUCAACUUCCAAUUUGUUUCCGGAUCACUAACUGAAAUCCCGCCAUCACCCAGAGGGGCUGUGGGUCUUUUCAUGCAAGAUUUGAUCCAUUUUUCCGCCAAGCUGAUGGGCCAAGUGAGCCAAGAGGAGCUCCAGAAAGAGAAAAUUAGGAUCCUACACUGCUCUGAACUGGCAGACAGAAUACAGCAACUCUGCGAAAGAUGA
Messenger RNA from Nerophis lumbriciformis (worm pipefish), 873 nucleotides. The record is from RefSeq and is a predicted model, not a curated record. Lineage: Eukaryota; Metazoa; Chordata; Actinopteri; Syngnathiformes; Syngnathidae.